UAUAGUCUCUGUAUGCUAUUAUAUUAUAAUAAUCGAAUUUGCGAAGUCAUACAAUUAUAUUAGUGCAGUGUACUUUUUGCUAUUUUCAAAUAUACUACAUAUAUAUGUAUAUUUUUUGAAAUAAAAAUUUAAAAUAUAUCGUAUGUGAUUGCUAUUUGAUCACGACAUUGGUGAUGUUCGAGUCUCAAUCACUGCUACAAUAUAGUAAGGUAUCAUACAUAUGUAUAUCAUUAUACGCAAAAAUGUAGAAGUAUAAAGUAUCACCUAAAUAUCAGCACAAAAACAAAUAUGUCGCAAUAUUUGAACAGAUAUUUGCUUGCACGAACCUCCCCUUUUUGCUAUCCAUUAUUUACUACACGUAAAUCCCUAUGUUAAAUGUAUGGGAACCUAAAAAAACAUAGCGACCCCUUAGAGUUAAGCUACAGCACCCAGCUUGCGGAAGGAUUUUUUGUUUGUCAAUUACUAACAUUUGGGGGGUAAAAGUUGAAAAAAAAAUUCAAAUUUUUUUUGAAGCACCCUGUGCCCAAAAAAUAAGGUGACAUUGUAUUUAUUUUUAAAAUUCUUCAUUUAUUCUUCCAAAUCAAUUUCAUCCCCUUAAAAGUAAUACCCUCCCGAUGCAAUGCACUUAUGCCAACGGAUUUUCCAAUCUUCGAAACACUGGUUGUAGUCACUUUCCGGGAUGGCCUUCAGUGCCGUCUUCGCUGCGGCUUGAAUCUCCUUUUGAGCUUGGUGAGCAGCCAGAAGUCGCACGGAGUCAGAUCAGGUGAAUACGGUGGUUGCGGAACGAUAUGGGUUGAGUUUUUGGCGAAAUGAUCACGAAUUACGAGGGCAGUAUGGGAUGGUGCAUUAUCGUGGUGUAAAAACCAAGAAUUGUCUUUCCACAAUUCGUUUUUAGGCGGAUAGCGUUUCGCAAACGACGCAUAACGUUCAAAUAAUAUUCCUUGUUGACUGUUUGACCGGUUGUAAGGAAUUCAUAAUGCACAACACCACGAUAAUCGAAGAAAACAGUCAACAUGACCUUGAUUUUUGAGCGACUUUGGCGCGAUUUUUUUGGUCUCGGCUCUCUUUUGGCACGAUAUUCGCUCGAUUGAUCGGUUGUUUCGGGAUCGUAAGCAUAGAUCCAAGUCUCAUCGCCAGUUAUAAUGCAUUUCAUGACACCCUGGUAGUCGGAAAGCAUCGUUUCACACUUCAACGCGACGCCUUUUUUCCAAAAAAUUCAAUGUUUUCUGUACCAGCCGAGAUUUGACGCGCUUGAGGCCCAAAACAUCCUUCAAAAUGGUAUUGGCUAGGCCUUGGAUAUGCCAACUUCAUCAGCAGGGUCUCUAAUUGUUAAUCGACGGUUUUUCAACACCAAAUCUUUGAUUUGUUGAACAUGAGCUUCGUCGGUUGAUGUUGAUGGUCGCCCUGGACGCUCUUCGUCUUCGACACGUUCACGGCCAGCGUGGAACUCACUAUACCACUUGUAAACAUUUUUUUUUAGACAUAGCCUCAUCACCAAAGGCUUUCUGCACCGUCCUCAACGUAUCCGCAGCAGAAAAUUGAUUCCGUAAAACAAAAUUUAAUGCAAAUUCUUUGCUCAACAAAUUUCGACAUCGCAAAAAACGAAAAACUCACUUUUAGCAGCUCACAAAACGACACGUAUCUCAAACCCUACUGAAUAUUUUGACAUGAAAUUUGACAUAAAUGUGACUGACAGUACUACCAACCUUAACAAAAUUAAUUCUCCAAAUCCUUCGACGCGCGCAGUUUUAAUUCAAAUGUCACCUUAUUUUUUUGGUAUAUGUGUAUGUGUUAUGCUUACAUUCCCGAAAGGCAGUCAUUUUCACUGCUUUCAGGCAAUAUAAGUAAAACUAAGCUCCCUUCUUUCUAGUGUUAAUUGAAUCACAAUUUUGUGUCUGCGAAAUUCUAAUUAAUCUAGCAAAAUAUAAAUUAUAUUAUUAAGAACCAAUUAAGGUGCCAGACCUUUUCCACAUUUGUAACGUAAACUAAAAUUACAAUUAAUAUUUGGAGUAGGUUUGGCUAAUGAAACGAAAUAGGGAAGAUUCAAGGACUUAUUAUAUAAAGGUCGGGCCUACCAACUGGCUAAAUUACAAUAAUAUUUACAAUUUUCCCUUUAGUUUUCUUAAAUGUAUCAAGGCAUAAUUCUGAUUACUUUAGCGGUUGGGUAAAAAACACGAAUUUCGGUAUAAAUGGGGUAUAUACGGAUAGGGAAGCUUCUCCAGUGGAGGAAUAUGCAAAAAUUGUGCUGCUUACACUUAUAUUUUUUAAAUAUUCUCGAUAAAAAAUUGAAAAAUUUGUAUCAAUAACACUUAGUAUUUCACAAUUGGGGUAUUCACAACGUGUCAUCAAGCAUCGUAAAAUCAUAAAUGUUUAACUAGUUUAUUAAAUUUGUUGCUGGAUUGCAUACUAAUAUAAGUUUACGCAAAUACAACUCUGAACGCCAUGUUUUCGGAUCGUUAUAACUCAUAACUUUAUGAGACUAUGUGAAAUCCCUAAAUGUUUCACAAAAUGUUUUCACAUUUUUCACUAUGUAUAUUUAAAUAUACACUCUAAAGGUUGGUACGCAGCUCUCAAGUAAUUGCUCAAGAGCAAAAAUACAUUAUUUCUCAAGUAAUUUUGACAGCUGGUUACGCAUUGUGAAUGAUCCACAUUAGAAGAGCAAGAGAGAAUAAACAAAGUAAACAAACUUUGUGCGUAUGUAUGUAUGUAUGUAUGUGUAUGGUAACACAAAUAUUUUCAUUGAGAUUUAAGGAAUGUUGUUGAUGAUUGGUUGGUUUUAUACAACAUUUCAAAAUGGAACAUACUUUAUAAUAAUGAUUUCAACUAAUUUAGGAUGAAUAUGACGAUUACUUCGAAUUUCCUGCAAGAAACAAUUGUUGAUUUGAUGUUUCUUCGCAAAACCAGGUUUGCCAUAUUCACAUUUUAUUGAAAAAAAGUAUUAAAAAUUAGUACUAGCUUUCUUAAGAGCUGCGUACUAGCACAAGUAACUUUAUCGCAGGAACGUUUCUGGACCGUUUCUUAAGCGUUUUUUUAUAUUAAGUUUUUACGUUUCUUGAGAGCUGCGUACUAAGCUUAAACAUUGAAAUAAGUUCAUACAAGUAUUUAAUUUUUAUUUUGUUAUAUUUUAGCUAUAUUUAUUAAUUUAAAAAUCACUUAGCACACCCAUCGUUGAAAAGGUUACAUUGUUUACAAUUAUGGUUUAAACAAGUGUUGCCAUAUCUUAAACACCAAAUAUGUAGGAUUUUCAACGAUAUUUAUUUGUUUGUAUUUUCGCGUGAUUCUUUUUUCUAUAUUAACUAUAAUAAAAAAUACUUUCCGACAUUUUGAAGCUAUAAUGGAGUUGUGAACAAUUUUACUUAUACAUACUUAUAUCAUAUCCUCCUCCACUCCUUUCUGUGUUGGCGGCCUUCGGCCGCACUUUACAAAUAUGACCCUGGUAUUGGCUCGACCAGGGCUGACUGAAGUACUUUUGCGUAGUACUCCUUUAAAAAUUUAAGUAUUUUAUUACGUAACAUUAUUAUUUAAUUUUUCUUAGUUGUUUAUUAAAUUUAAAUAAGAAAAUAUCCAUAUGCAUGGAAAGAUUCUUUAUACUAAUUUCAUUUGAAAUAUAAUUUAUAGAUGCUUGUUUUUAUGAGAACUAAGAUUGCUAAAUAAAGAAACAGGAAUUAUAGCGAAAAAGAGAAAUUUCUUCGAAUUGCUUAUAUUUGCUUAUUAUCUUAUGACAGCGCUCCAUUUCCUCAAAAUUGUUAGCAAAUAAAUGAUGCUUACUACGAGUGUAAAAGGUAAUUUUUAAAAUAUAAAUUUUUUACUCAUUAAACCAGCAAAAAGUGUAAAUUGUAAAUUUGUUAAAAUGUUUGCAGUUUGAAUUAAUUAAAUGAAUUUGAAGUGAAAAAUGUGCAUAAAGUGUGUUAAAUGUAGUGAAAUAGCUUGGUGAAAUGUUCACAUCUUGGGAAUUUUUGAACUUUAAAGUCGAAGAUCUCGUAAACUAAGCGCACUUCGUUUAAAUCCAGGCUUGAUGCGGUUAGCGAUAAAUGUCGGAGUUGAAUUUGGUCCGUAUAUUUCUUAAAGAUUUUUGAAGUGAAACUUCUUUACGCGCGCUUGGCUUGGGGAGUAAGCUGACGAACGCGUAACGAAAAGUGUGAUCAGGCGAGGCGAACGUCCGAAAUGCUUUGCUCACGUUUGCUCACUUCACGAAAUGUUCUAUUCAAUUCCAAUCACUGAGCGAAACACAGCGUUGAGUAAAAAUCAGCUAAUGUUGACGAACCGCUCAUUCGCGUACAAUGUGAGCCUUCGGUCCGAAAUGCUUUGCUCACGUUUGCUCACUUCACGAAAUUGAAAAUGUUGCUCUAUCACGAGUUACCAGUAUUGACGGACUCUACAUAGUACCAAAAGACAAUGAUAAUAGAUUUUAUCAUGGGCGAAAAAAUUAUACAUCGAUCAUAUCUUUACAAGAUGAAUUUCGCCGAUUAUCGUUGAACACAUUGUCAAAACUAGGUAGAACGAUUCUCGAUUUUAUGAGUGACAGAAAAAAGUUUUCCAUGGUUACUUUUAAUUGCCAAAGUCUCAGAAAACACGUAUCGGACUUGGGCGAUCCCGCAAUUGAUUCAAGCAAUAUCCUGUUUUUAUCAGAAACCUGGUCAAAUGACGAUGAAAAUAUUGACAUCCCGAAUUUUGAUUGUAUUGCGAAAUUCAAGCGUAAGAAUGUUAGAUCAGCAGGAGUGACAAUUUAUCAGAAAUCGAAUGAUACCUCGAAUAUAGUAACUUCGAACAUGGACAUUCUAUUACGACAUAUUCGUGAAGUUGAUAUUGGUCAGUCAUCAAUUGGUGAUAUAUGUGCUGCUCACUGUGUUUUGGACGAUGGAACAAACAUCAUAAUGGAAGUUGUUUACAUUUCGCCCAAUAACACAGUUAAUCAGCCCUAUUCUGCAUUUCGAUUACGUUCCCGCUCUACGCUCCGUCUGAAUCGAAAGUAGGUAUUCCGAGUUACGGUGGAAUCGAAAGAAAAAGAGGAAGAGCGAUAACCUUUUCGAAAUCAGCUGUUUGCCUUGGAAUGUGUGAAAUUGAAACAUAAUAAAGCAAACAGAUACAAAUUUGUGGAAAAACUAUUGGUGUUUAAAUAAAAUAAAUUAAAUAUAUAAUUGCGUAAUGGAAUCGAUAGCCGCGGCGAUAUUUCUUGAGGAGGACGGCAACGCAUCCGAGAAUGCUGACGCGAAAGUUGAAAGGAGAAGAUUGCGGGAUAUGUGUGAUCCAUUUCAAAUGAGUGACGAAUUAUUCAAAAAAAACUUUAGACUUAAUAAGGACGCAUUCAAGUAUGUCCUAGAUACUUUUGCGGAAGAAACUCAACAAAGUACUUUGACGUCGUUAUCUCCGCUUAAUCGUGUAGUGGCUGCUUUGAGAUUUUUUGCGGAAGGCAGUUACCAACAUGGAGUUGGUACUGAUUAUAAUGUCGGAAUGGGUCAGUCAACUGUGUCAAAGUCACUGUCUCAUUUUCUCGAAGUCAUGCAACGAAAGCUUUGCCCUGAGUGGAUCAAAUUUGACCAGAGUGAAGAGGAAAAAAUACAAGCGAAGCAAGAGUUUUAUGCGAAGGCUAGUUUUCCAGGAGUCAUUAUGUGUGUUGAUGGUACGCACAUAAAAAUAGUGAAGCCAUCUGAAGAGGGGUUUCUAUAUUAUAAUAGAAAAGGUUUUUAUAGCAUCAAUGCUAUGGUGGUGUGCGAUAACAGAAUGCGUAUAAAAAGUAUUGAUGCCAGGUAUCCUGGGUGCAAUCACGACUCGCAUGUAUGGGGCUUAAGCAAGCUGAGAUCGCAUAUGGAACGGCGAUAUCGGGAAGGUGAAAGAAACGCGUGGCUGUUAGGUGAUGCGGGGUAUCCAUUGCAGCCUUGGCUAAUGACUCCAUAUCGAUCUGUAAGUCAAGGCAGCCCGCAAAGUAAUUACAACAUGCGGCACUCCACAACAAGGAAUAUAGUAGAGCGGACGAUUGGGGUAUUGAAGAACCGUUUCCGAUGCUUGUUGGGUGCUCGAGAACUACAUUACUCACCACACAAAGUCAGUCAAAUAAUAAACGUUGCCUGUGCUCUCCACAACAUUUGCAUUUACUACAAAGUGGGAGAUUUGAACGCAAAUGAAUUUAAUUUUGAAAGCCGUCAGGAGGAGGAGGAAGAAGAGCAAAGCAGUGACCCCGAUUAUACUUCCAUAGCAAAUCGUAUUCGAGACAACAUACUCGCUACUUUUUAAUAAAUUUGAGAAACGAGUACAAUAAUAAAAACAUCUUUAUUAAAUUCAAAAUUGUAUGUAUACAUAUGUACUAUUCGUAUAUUAAAAAAUAAUUUGCAUUCAGUGCAUUUCACAAAUUGUUACUUAAAGAUAAUAAAUUGAAUUCAGUUCAUUCACAGCAGUUCAGUUCACAGCUUCUUUCUUAAGAUAAUUAUAACAAAAAACUAAAAAAAAGUUCAGGUACAAAAUUUAGGUUAUUUACUAAAUUACUCCGAAUCAGAUUUAUAAUUUGGAUCUAACUUUAGCAUCCGCAUCUUUAUUUCCACUUUUUCCCUUAGCAAUUCUUCCUUCAUUUUAUUGUGUCGUUUCUGUUCUUGUAGUUGCUUCACUGCGGUGUCCGCCAUACAUUCUAAAGAACGAUUCAUGCGACGUAAAUAUGUCACCACUUUUUCCAUUUUAUUAACUGCAGCUUCAUUAUGGUUUUUGGUGUCCUCGUAGAAUUCUUUUUGGAGAUCUAUUUGUUCUUUUAGUAAGGAAGAAGCGCUCUCCUUAUCAGUUGUUCUUUCUCUGCGCUGGCUGCUAACUCUGCUGCAUGAAGGAAUUUCAGUUCGAUCCUCCGAACAUGCGGAAAUGUCCAUUUCGGAAGUUUGGGCAACGUCUUGUACCUGCGCACUAUCGCCAUAAGCCCGCGCACCUCUUAUUCCACUUGUACAAGUUUCCAACCCUGUUAAAGCUAUAACCUUCUCCUCAAGUGGGCUUAUAGGUUGCAACCGACAUUGACCUCCACCAGUGCUCAUUAUUUCCUUUUUAUUUGCAGACAGCUUGCGUUUUAUAUAGCACUUCCAGUCAAUCCACACCUGUAACAAAACGUUUGAAGUAUUUAAAAAAUGUAUUUUCAGUAGUACAAUACCUUUCUCCAUGUACUGGAGUCUUUUGAAGGUGGACCAAGUGCAUUUAGGUCAUUUGCAAUCUCCUCCCAAAACUCCUUCACUUCUUCCUUCGGUCGCUGUUGGAAGCCCUGCGCAACAUCUCUUUUGGUUGCCAUUAUAUCAGCCAAUUUUUCAUACUGCUCUGGUGUUGUUGUUUUUGACCUACAAAUAUAUCAAGCAUAUAUAUAUUAAAGCACAAAAAACUUCAAUAAAUCAUGUUGGUGACUUUUAAACUAUCAACAACAAAUUUUACUUACAUUUUUGGGAAAAUUAUAUUUUAAAAGUACACUAAAACCAAAAUAUGACCGCUCUACGCCAACAAAAGUUCAACUUACAAAAACGGAACUACGAUCGUAAUGUAGAAUACAUAAAAUCGGAAAUUUCGAAGAUUGAUCGAAACUAAUCGAAACGCAGAAUACCAAAGUUGCCUAACUGAAAAAAUUUCGAUUCGAGUCGAAAUGCAGAAUAGGGCUGAAUAAUAUCAUAAAGUUUAUAUACAGAAGACUUAUGAUUUAUGGUCGCGUAGGUUCUGAAGAACUAGGAGAAAACUAUCAUACGUUGCCACUAAUUUAGCAGGAGAUUUCAAUAUCAAUUUCGCAUCCGAAGAUGGACAACUCUUGAUAAACUUUCUACGAGAUAAAUUAGAAUUACAAAUGAAUAAUGACCGUAAUGAGCCAACUACAAGACAUGGAACAACAAUCGAUGCAGUUUUUUCUAGAUUUCUGUCUAAUUUUAAUUCUAAAAUAUAUGUAUCGUAUUUCUCGUAUCAUAAGCCUAUUGUCUCGGUUUUACAAUCAACCACAGUAAUUACUGAUGUAUCCAAUAAUGAAAAUAACGAAUAAAACAAUGAAAAAAAUAAAAGAUCUAUGCAAAAAUAUUAAUUUACUAAUGAAAACAUAAAAUAAAUUUAAAUAUUUGUAGGAAAUUAAUAUAUGUAUAUGUGCAUACAUGUAUAUGUUGCACACACACACAUUCAUAUAUAUACAUAUAGAUAGAGCGAAAGAAGUUUCACUUCAGUCGUGCGGUCAUAAGCACACUCACUUUUUUUUAUUAUUUUUAAUUUGCUAAAUGACCCUACAGCUGAUGCAGAAGUGACAAGAAUUCUAAAGAAUAAUAAUAUUGGCAGUCACCGACUAAACCUCGUACUGAGCAGUUGAGUUAGCGUCUUUCUCUGAGUUUAUAGCUAUUCAUAUAGCUCGCUUUUGGUGUUUUUUUUUGCACCCCGGUCUGCUUACUUAAGUAACGCGAUUAAUACUUAUUUUAAGUGAGAAAUAUAAUCCAAUACUUAUAUACAUAAGUGUAUUAUAAUUUCUCCACUAUGCCCCCGGUGGGCUUCCAGUUCGGGGACAACAGGUUUGCUGCGCUGGCCCAGGGUCCCCAACCAAAACGUAAAAAAUCGUAUCAAAAACUGCAAGAUGCUUUUCCUGACUUACCGCCAAUAAAAAGUGAUGACCCAAAGUAUAUUGUGAUUAAAUCCGAUGAGAAUACUACACCCCUUUCGAAGGUUUCUUGUUUUCGUGUUUACAAUGCCUUACUUACCGUGAGCAAAGAUAUAAACAAAAUUAGUGAAUUACGCGACGGCAGCCUAUUACUGCUAGUGAAAAAUAAGCAAGUAGCAGAAAAGUUUAUAAAAACGAAAUGUCUUUUCAACAUUGGCGCUGUUAGCCAACAAGAGGGGCAAAUGCAUUAAAGACGCUUUACUUUCCUCUAACUUAAUAUAACGGAUCCGCGACACAGUUUUCCACUCACUCCACUUUUUCCCAUGUAGAUCUUACAAUGUGCACCGACAUACUUGCCACAGAGUGCGAAUGGAGUAUAAUCGAUCACCUGCAUGGAAGCGAUCACUUCCCCAUUGUACUAAAAUUGCACCUAGGUUCAACAACUAAAAACCACAAAAUAAAUAAGGUACUAAAUACAUUCAUAUUCAAAACUGAUUACGCUGAUUGGGAGAAGUUUCAGACACAUUGCGAGAUAAAUGGCAAUAAUACCCCAAUAUCGGACAACCCUAACCAAGAAAGUGCGAGUUUAACAAAAAUUAUUCGUUCAGCAGCGAAUGUUAGCAUUCCUCAUACAAAGCCAACAGCAAGUUGUUCCUUGGUGGAUAAAGAAAUCGCUGAAUUGCGGGCAAAAAAACAGACAGCUUGGUAUGAGGACAAACGGGCUCGAUCACUUGUCAACUUAAUAUCUUUCAGGAAAACCAAUGCUCUUUUCCGUCGUUCCGCGAAACAGGCCAAGCGUAAAUGUUUUCAGGAUUUCUCAAGCAAAAUAAAUCCUUCGUCUAGUCCUAAGUCAAUAUAGAACGCUUUAAAAAAACUUUCUGGAGUGCCUACAAAUCUAAUCAUUCAAUGCGUAAAGGGGCCAACAGGUUUGGUAACCAAUCGAUCCGAAAUUUCCGAGUUAUUUGCAAACCAUUAUUCUGAAACAAGCUCAGAUAUUUCAUUCAUUGAAACUGAGUGUCAAACCUCUAAAACCACCACACUGUCCGACACUUCCUACUCUGUCUCCCCUCUUUCUUUUUCUGCUAGACAAAUAGAAACCAGUAUUUCACUGUCUGAAUUCGAGUUCGUUGCAUCUACCGUUAAGGGUAAGUCGCCGGGGCAAGAUAAAAUUUCUUAUCGAAUUAUCAGACAUAUGCCGAAAAGUCUCAAGCUCCGAUUGGUAAAGCUUUAUAACAAAAUUUUCAAUACUGGUGUCUACCCCCAAUUUUGGAAAACGUCCUGUGUUAUACCAAUACUUAAACCACACAAAUCCUCCAAUGAACUUGCUAACUAUAGGCCGAUUUCCCUCCUUCCAUGUAUGGGCAAAAUUCGUGGCAAACCGCUUGAUGUGGUAUGCUCAGCGAAACAAGUUCAUAUCACCGAAUCAAGUCGCCUACAAAGAGGUCAAGGCACGUUAGACGCUUUAAUCCAACUUGACUACUUCGUUACUAACGCUUUGUCCAGCAAAAACCACGUGUCCGUACUAUCUCUGGACUUCCACAGAGCUUUCGACAAAAUUGGAGCCCAUAUUAUUAUUCGACAACUUAGAAAAUGGAAAAUAGGCCAGAAUAUGAUACGUUUUAUUACCAACUUUCUCACAAACAGAAAACUCAAAGUCAACGUAAAUGGUUUUCUCUCUUCAACACUCCCGCUUUCUAAUGGUACGCCGCAAGGCUCACCUCUUUCAGCCUUUCUUUUUAUCAUUGCUUUCGAUGAUAUUAGUAGGAUGAUAAAAAAUUACAAAGGAGUUGAGCACCAGAUCUAUGCUGACGAUGUCCUAAUCCACACAAAAGUCUCUGACGUUAAUUUAGCUCAAUCCUUAUUUACUAAUAUGCUCGCCAGAAUUGAGACUUGGUCACUGGAGUCUGGUGCUUCACUUUCUUUAGACAAAACACAUAUCCUUCAUGUAACCAAACUACAACCAAACUUACAUCGAAUGUAAAACACAGCUAAAAAUACUAGGAUUAAUUUUUUACUUUAAGUAUAACCUUAAUGCUCACUGUAAAUAUGUCAGAAACUCGUUAAUGACACGAUUAAAUAUUGUUAAAUAUCUCUCGUCUAAGCAUUCAUUUAUUCAUCCGAACACACUAGUCAAUGUUGUCAGAGCUUUGCUAACUUCAAAAAUAGAUUAUGGGCUCCCCAUCUAUGGCAAUUGCUCCAAAAGCAGUAUCAACCUUUUAAAUGCACCAUACCAUUGCGCAAUACGGCGAAGUCUCCGGGCCUUUCCAACCUCGCCAAUAAAAUCAAUAAUGGCUGAAUCUGGUUUACCAACUAUUCAAAAUAAAAUUAUAGAUUCUUCGCUCCAAAUUCUUGCGAAAACGGCUGAGAACACCAACCCAUUACUAAAUACAACUAUCACCCAUGCCACGAAAAAAAGAAAAAUUCCAAGAAUACAAUCGGCUAUUUCGAGAUUCUUAAGUUUCGCUGCAGAAAAUAAUAUUUUACGUAACGCAACAUGCAACUUCACCACACGACAUCCUCCCUGUCUGAUCAAUGAUAAAAUCCUACAGAAUAAGCUUAUGUUUUUGUCCAAGCAAAACACACAAACCUUUGCUGAAGUGGAAUCUAUUAUAUGGCUGGAAGUUAUUGUUUAAGGAUGGCUCCAAGUCCAUCGAUUCCACUUCGUUAGGAUCUGCUAUCCUUCAGCAGUUCUUCUUCUUCUUCUUUACUGGCGUAGACACCGCUUAAGCGAUUAUAGCCGAGUCAACAACAGCGCGCCAGUCGUUUCUUCUCUUCGCUACGUGGCGCCAAUUGGAUAUUCCAAGCGAAGCCAGGUCCUUCUCCACUUGGUCCUUCCAACGGAGUGGAGGUCUUCCUCUUCCUCUGCUUCCCCGGGCGGGUACAGCGUCGAAUACUUUCAGACCUGGAGUGUUUUCGUCCAUUCGGACAACAUGACCUAGCCAGCGUAGCCGCUGUCUUUUAAUUCGCUGAACUAAGUCAAUGUCGUCGUAUAUCUCGUACAGCUCAUCGUUCCAUCGAAUGCGAUAUUCGCCGUGGCCAACGCGCAAAGGACCAUAAAUCUUUCGCAGAACUUUUCUCUCGAAAACUCGCAACGUCGACUCAUCAGAUGUUGUCAUCGUCCAAGCCUCUGCACCAUAUAGCAGGACGGGUAUUAUGAGUGACUUAUAGAGUUUGGUUUUUGUUCGUCGAGAGAGGACUUUGCUUCUCAAUUGCCUACUCAGUCCGAAGUAACACCUGUUGGCAAGAGUUAUCCUGCGUUGGAUUUCUAAGCUGACAUUGUUGGUGGUGUUUACGCUGGUUCCAAGAUAGACGAAAUUAUCUACAACUUCAAAGUUAUGACUGCCAACAGUGACGUGAGUGCCAAGUCGCGAGUGCGACGACUGUUUGUUUGAUGACAGGAGAUAUUUCGUCUUGCCCUCGUUCACUGCCAGACACAUUUGUUUUGCUUCCUUAUUCAGUCUGGAGAAAGCAGAACUAACGGCGCGGGUGUUGAGACCGAUGAUAUCAAUAUCAUCGGCAUACGCCAGCAGCUUUACACUCUCAUAAAAGAUUGUACCUGCUCGAUUACGUUCUGCAGCUCGAACUAUUUUCUCCAGCAGCAGAUUGAAGAAAUCGCACGAUAGGGAGUCGCCUUGUCUGAAACCUCGUUUGCUAUCGAACGGCUCGGAGAGGUCCUUCCCGAUCCUGACGGAGCUUUUGGUGCUGCUCAACGUCAGUUUACACAGCCGUAUUAGUUUUGCGGGGAUACCAAAUUCAGACAUCGCGGCAUAAAGGCAGCUCCUUUUCGUGCUGUCGAAAGCGGCUUUGAAAUCGACGAAUAGGUGGUGAGUGUCGAUUCUCUUUUCACGGGUCUUUUCCAAGAUUUGGCGCAUGGUGAAUAUCUGGUCGGUUGUUGAUUUACCAGGUCUGAAGCCACACUGAUAAGGUCCAAUCAGUUUGUUGACGGUGGGCUUUAAUCUUUCACACAAUACGCUCGACAAAACCUUGUACGCGAUGUUGAGGGGGCUUAUCCCACGUUAGUUGGCGCAGAUUGUGGGGUCUCCUUUUUUAUGGAUUGGGCAUAGCACACUUAAAUUCCAAUCGUUGGGCAUGCUUUCAUCCGACCAUAUUUUGCAAAGAAGCUGAUGCAUGCUCCUUAUCAGUUCUUCGCCACCGUGUUGGAAUAGCUCGGCCGGCAAUCCGUCGGCCCCUGCCGCUUUGUUGUUCUUCAGGCGAGCAACUGCUAUUCGAACUUCUUCAUGGCCGAGUAAUGGAACGUCUGCUCCAUCGUCAUCGAUUGGGGAAUCGGGUUCGCCUUCUCCUGGUGUUAUGUGUUCACUGCCAUUCAGCAGGCUGGAGAAGUGUUCCCUCAAUAAUCUAAGUAUGCUCUGGGCAUCGGUGGCUAGAUCACCUUUGAGGGUUCUACAGGAGUAUGCUCCGGUCUUGAAACCUUCUGUAAGCCGCCGCAUUUUUUCGUAGAAUUUUCGAGCAUUACCCCAGUCGGCCAGCUUAUCAAGUUGUUCGUACUCACGCAUUUCGGCCUCUUUCUUCUUCUGUCUGCAAAUGCGUCUCGCUUCCCUCUUCAACUCUCGGUAUCUAUCCCAUCCCGCACGUGUUGUGGUCGAUCGUAACGUUGCGAGGUAGGCAGCCUGUUUUCUCUCCGCUGCGACGCAGCACUCCUCGUCGUACCAGCUGUUCUUUUGCACUUUCCGAAAACCAAUGGUUUCGGUUGCAGCUGUACGUAAGGAGUUUGAAAUGCCGUCCCACAGUUCCCUUUACCGAGUUGUUGACGAGUGCUCUCACAGAGCAGGAGUGCAAGCCGAGUAGAGAAUCGGCUGUCUGUUGUGAUUGCAGCUUCUCGACGUCGAAACUUCCUUGUGUUUGUUGGCGUGCGUUUUUUGCUGCACAGAGGCGGGUGCGAAUCUUAGCUGCUCCAAGAUAGUGAUUCGAGUAGAUGUUAGGACCUCGGAGCGCACGCACAUCUAAAACACUGGAGACGUGUCUUCCGUCUAUCACAACAUGAUCGAUCUGAUGAUGAUUGAUGAAUCUUCUUAUGCUGGAAUCUAGUACUACAGAUAACCAUAUUUCGGGCCCCGGCGAAGUCGAUCAGCCUCAACCCAUUUGGGGAUGUUUCCUCGUGGAGGCUGAAUUUACCGACCGUAGUGCCAAAGAUACCUUCUUUGCCCACCCUGGCGUUGAAGUCGCCAAGCACGAUUUUGACAUCGUGGCGGGGGCAGCUCUCAUAAGCGAGCUCCAAGCGCUCAUAAAAGUCAUCUUUGGUCACAUCGUCCUUCUCUUCCGUCGGGGCGUGGGCGCAAAUCAGCGAUAUGUUGAAGACCCUCGCUUUGAUGCGGAUUGUGGCUAGACGUUCAUUCACCGGAGUGAAUGAUAGUACUCGGCGACGUAGUCUCUCUCCCACCACGAAUCCCACUCCAAAUUUGCGCUCCUUUAUAUGGCCACUGUAGUAAAUCCCACAAGGACCUACUCGCCUUUGUCCUUGUCUCGUCCAUCGCAUUUCUUGGACGGCGGUGAUGUCAGCCUUUAUUUUCACGAGGACAUCAACCAGCUGGGCAGCGGCACCUUCCCAAUUAACGGACCGGACAUUCCAGGUGCAUGCCCUCAAUUCGUAGUCCUUAUUUCGUUUUCCAUGGUCGUCAUCAAAAAGGGGGUCUCUCAUCCAAGGCUGGUUGUUGCUAUUCGCUGGGGUUGUUUUUUUUACGUGGCGGGUCCCAAACCCAGCGCACAACCCUAUGUAGGGGAUAUUUCGCCUUCUCACUUUAGCUCGCCUUCAAACGGAUGUUCUUAGGCUACCCAGAGGAUACUUGGUCAAAGACCGGAAGUCGUGAGCUGCUUGAGUCAUAUGUAAAAGAAUCGUUUCUGGCCACUCCCAAGUGAAUGGCGAUCAGAGAACUUUCCUCACUUGCGUGAACUUCUACACAUGACUCCAUCCAUCCUUCAGCAGUUAAUCACGCAAAAAAGACUAAAGGAAAGUUCCUCAUCUGUACAGACAGCAAAUCGUGUAUGUCUGCAAUAACGUCUCCUUCCAAUCGCAAUCUCAUAAUAGAAGUUAUCAGGGACGCGGUCAUUGGUGCCCCUCAGAAAAUCCAAGUAAUGUGGAUCCCUGGCCAUGCUGGUAUUACAGGCAACCACUUUGCAGACCUCGCUGCGAAAAAUGUAGCCAGGACUCCUGCCUUAACACAUUACGUCUCAUCCAAGCAAGACAUUUCAAAAAAACGCAAACGAAUGGAAAACAUUUAAACAUCACUACGCGGUCAUAAACCCAGCCAGAAAUCGAAUAAUCUAUUCGUCAACAGUUCCAACUAGCGCAAUGAAGACAUACAGUAGGUAGAAAAAAUAAGUUAUCAAAAUAGCCAGCGCUGUUUUAAACGCUCUACACUUUUUCGCUUAAUUGAAAAUAAUAUUUUUUGUAUAUAUUCGGAAAGUACCGUUUUCAAAGUACCGCAAUUGAUGAUUUUAGUGGCAAUCGCUUAUCUGGUAAGAAAUUUUCGUAGCCUUCUAUAAAAAUGCUGAGUGACAAAGCGUGGAAGAAGUAAGUUAUCAAGUGCAGUAAUUAGUGUUUGUCAUAUUAAAACUUGAAAAUAAAUUACAAAAACGCAUUAAAUGUGCAAGAAUUGUUAAUUAAAUUUUGAAAUUGAAUUGGUAACUAAAGUUUUCGUUUUUUUUUUAAUUUAAUUUUUUGAAAUAUUAAGGCGAUUUUUACGGUAAAUUAAAAAAAAAUCUGAAAAUGGUAAAUUUUAAACAAUUAUCGAAUGAAGAAUGCUCAACCAUAAUUAAUUUGCAUACGGAUGAUCACAUGCAGCGUUAUAUUACUAGAAAAUUUAAUAAAAGCAAGGUCGCAAUACGGAAAGUUAUUGCCUGCUACUACAAAGAAAGUCGAGUCAUCAGGAAGAAGAAGCAAGGGCGCCCAAAAAUAACAACGGGAGAGUUUACAAACGAAUUUCCAAUUCUGAUCCCUUCAAAUUAGUUCAAAAUUUUGCACACAGCUUAUAAAAAAAAGCAUGAAUGCCCCCUCAGUGCACACUGUCCCUAACAGAUUGCACCAAACCAAUAUUCACAGCCGCGUUGCAAGAAAGUUACUCUACCUAAAUGAGGCAAAUAAAAAAAAUGACAAGCAUUUUAUAAAGAGCACAUAUUAAAAUCUUAAAAUUAUUGGCAUAAAGUUCUGUGGACUGAUGAAUCGAUGAUUUGUCUUCGUUAUUCUCACUGGAUGGUUUACGUUUGGUGCUCACCCGAACAAGAACUAUUAUACAAGUGCAUUCUACUAGUGAUGAGCGAUAUUUCACUACCGGUGAUUUUUUCACUGUGAUUGAAAAAUCGCAAAUCGCAACUGCGAUCACUUUUUAUAAAUAGCAGUUCGCUUCUAUGCGCAGUUCGAAACUGUGAUCGCAGUUCGAACCUGUGAAUUACGAUCACAAUAGCAAAUAGCAGAAAAGUAACAACUUUCUUCAGGGUAUUGUAUAUAUCGUAUAUGCUAUUUUUCGUCAUAGCGGUUUGAAGUUUUGAGUGUAACGUUCUUAUAAUUUUUAAUAAUGGCAGGAAAUGUAUCAAGGAAAAGAAGUGAAGUGUGAUGUUUGAAGUGGUAGAUGAAAUAUAAUCAAAAUGGAA
Molecule: messenger RNA, 16183 nt
Organism: Bactrocera dorsalis (oriental fruit fly)
Lineage: Eukaryota; Metazoa; Arthropoda; Insecta; Diptera; Tephritidae
Product: putative nuclease HARBI1
Exons: 5
Coding region: 5146-6231 (361 amino acids)
Source: RefSeq, a predicted model, not a curated record